Funneliformis caledonium is the source of this 2787-nucleotide messenger RNA. The record is from the annotation of a GenBank genome assembly. NCBI's taxonomy places the organism in Eukaryota, Fungi, Glomeromycota, Glomeromycetes, Glomerales, Glomeraceae.
AUGAAUUCAAAAGAAUUAACGUUCGUUUCUGCCCCCAUCAAUUAUAAUUUAAAUAAAGUAGACAUAAAAACUAUCGUAACAGGAUUAAUAACUUUAUUGGUAAAGGCAAUAAAUGAAGGAAAAUCUCGUGACCUACGUCAUUCAAUUCUGAGAGAUUAUUUAUCAUUGCAUAAAUUCACCAUUGAAGAAAUUUAUGACUGGUUGUGUAAGGAUGAAAUGACAAAUUUAGAUCUUGUAUUUUUAAAAGGAUAUUUGAAUUUUUCAGGAUUUGGAAAACAAUUGAACGUUAGUGAAGCGUUUAAUUAUUUUGAUCAAUCUUCAUCAAGAAAACAUCCUAUUUCUCAAUAUUACAUAGGAAUUUGUUAUGAAUUUGGAUUAGGUACUACUAUUGAUAAACGGUCUGCAAUUACAACGUAUGAGGAGAGCGCCAAGAAAGCCAUUAAAAGGUUGGAAAAACUGUCUGAGGCUUCGCUUUUGGAAUAUGGAGAAAAGAAAGUUGAAGUAUUAACUGAACAGCAAAUAAUACAACGGUGGAAAUUGAAUCAUGGUUUAUUUUUAGAUGGACCUAGCAUACAAACAAGUAAAAAGGUUGUUUUUGUUGAUGAUGGAGAUUUGGAUAUAAAUUUAUAUCAAGGAGAACCUAUAGUUUAUAUUAAUAUAAACGAUCCUGAUUGUCUUACGAAUUCACUUGAUUUUGAAAAUCAUAAAGUUGAGGUUUAUGAUAAUUUAAAGUCAUCGGACUUGUGUAUUAAUUUCCCGGUCGUUGAAAUCACUUAUAGAGCCGACCCAGUAAACUCAUUUUCAAAAUUUACGGGCAAAGUAGAAAAUUUACACGACUUAUAUGGCCAUUUUAUCGCAAAUAAAUUUCUGGCCGGUGGACAGUUAUUUAUCAAAAAUUUUAAUUUAACUUCUUCGUCACAAAAGGAUAUUUUAAAAUUUUAUUUAGUUUUGGUAUAUAAUUCAGCCAAAAACAAUAAUGAAUUUCCGUUCGAUAAUAGUCCUUUUGACUUGGAUUUUUUCCCAAGAAUAGAAACGUCAGACGGAUUAACGUUAGAUACUCUUAAAAAGUUGGUGAAUUGGAUGAGGAAAUUAUAUCAAGAUAAUAUAAUCGACAUUAUUUCUUAUAUUAAUCUUAAUUCUACUUCCCAAUUAAAAAGUGGGAUAUCAGCAAAAGGCCUAGAGAUUGAUAAACAUACUGGAAUCGCUAACUAUAGAGAGGAGGUAAAUUUCGAAAAUUGGGUUGGAAAUACGGAAUAUGUUAAAUUAGCAAAGUGGAUCAAAAAUUUUCACCUAUUUCAAGGUCUUGCAAUCAAUAAAUCAUAUAAAAUAGAAAGUAGUAAGAAAUUUGCCAUCAAGUUUAAGGAAGUUCCUGAAGUGAAUUUAAGAGACGAAUCUUAUUUUGAGAUAAUAAAUCCAACAACAAAAUUGGAGGAAAUUUUCAUAUUUAAUAAGAUUUUCUCGGUCAAUAAUUCUAGAACUUUUCCGUUUAUUAAACUUGAUGAUUUUAAAAAUAUGGAUUAUAUUCAUUUAGUAGUUAAAUACGAAAAAUAUGAAAUUUUAAUUAAUAGGGAUCAUAUCGAACCUUCAGAAGAAUUUAAUAGCGCAAUAGACAAAGCCCUUAAUGAAAUAAAACCAUUGAUUGCUUUACGAGGUGUAUUUGAUGAAUAUGGGCAUGUAUUCCCGUUAAGAAUUAUCCUGGGGAAAUCUCUUAAAAACAUUUCAACCACAAAUUUUUUUGGUGAUUUUAAAAAGAUAAAUUUGAAAUUACCAAUAACAUCUUUACGAUCAUAUUUAAAUAAAUUAAAUAUUUCAUAUCUCACAACGCAAAAUGGUGAUAUUAUUGAAGAUUAUGAUAAUUGUGUUCAAAAAUCAAAUAAUGAUUUAGAGAUUAUUGAAUAUGACGAGGUCAUUUCUUUGUACGAUAUUCUUGAAUCAGAACAAAAAAAGAAAGUAGAUUGUAUAUUAAGUAAUAACUUGAAAAUUAUAAUGACCGGAAUAAAUGAUUUGAAAGAUUUGGAUAAAAGCAACGUCCAACAUUAUAAGCGAAUAAAUUUAGAUUCAUCAUUGGAAGAUGAAAAUUACGAAGUAUUUGGGUCAAUUAUUACAAAAAAAUAUUUAAAGUCAAAAGAUUUUUUUGUAAGAUUUAGGUUAUUCGAUGUUAAUGGAUUUUCUGCAAUUAUAAAACCUUUAAAGAAAUCAAAGGUCGAUAUCAGAAGAUGUUACAUUUCAUGGAUGAUUAUUGGAAAUCCUAUGAAAUUAUCGGUUUUUAGUCCAAAUAAUAGAAAUAUUCAAGUUGAUCGUAUUGAAGAAUCCAUCGCAUUGAAAGCCGGAAUAUCAAACUAUCGCAUCAAAACGCUUCCUUUAUCCAAAGGAAAUGUCAUUCUUAUUAAUGUAUACUACCCAUCGACCAAUUAUGAGCCCCUUAGUAUCAUUAAGUUUGAUAAUUGGGAAGAUGAAGCUAUUAAUGUUGAAUUAAUUUAUGAUGAAUCAAGUUUGGAUAGUUCCAAAGUUCUACUUGGUGAAAAUAACAAAUCUUUAGCAAAUAUCGAGACAACUACUAAAAUAGACAUACAUAUCUGUAUCCUGCGUUCAGAUUCUGUAAGUUUAAAGGUUGAUAAUCAUGAAAAAGAACGUAAUUUGGACUUAUUUGGGUAUAUUUUAACUAAAGAUAAUUUGAAUGAGAAAUUUCAUGAACUUGAUAAAUUUGAUAGUAUUAAAGAGAUCAUUAAUCAACCUUUCAUAAAUGAUGAUGUUCAACAGUUUCUAUCAAAAGGUGUUGAAUCUUAA